Molecule: messenger RNA, 1921 nt
Organism: Moneuplotes crassus
Lineage: Eukaryota; Ciliophora; Spirotrichea; Euplotida; Euplotidae
Source: the annotation of a GenBank genome assembly
AUGGAAGAGAACAAAGGGAAAAUAGUUGGUAACUAUAAACUCGACGAAGAACUCGGCAAAGGUGCUUAUGGUCAGGUUUUUCUGUGCAGAAUCAGAGAAGAGCAGAGCAUUGACCCUUUAGUCAGAGAUAGAAUGCGUUUAGGCAGAAAAGUAGCCUGCAAGAUGAUCUCAGUCAAAAGAAUUCAUCAUAGAGUUCGAAAAUAUUUACUUCAGGAGAUAAAUCUCAUGCUAAACCUUAGACAUGAUAAUAUUUUGAACUGUUUAGAAGUCACUAAAAGUACUAAUAACAUUUAUCUGUUCAUCGAGCUUUGUAAUGGAGGAGACUUGAAGAGACUGUUAAAGGUUAAAGGAGGAAGGGUUGAAGAAGAUCUUGCAUUUACUAUUGCUCUUCAGAUUGCCAAAGGGUUGAAAUAUUUAAAUGUACAAGAAGUAAUUCAUCGUGACUUAAAACUUGAUAAUAUCAUGAUUAAUUUUCCAGGGCAGCAAAAAUCUAAGCGCGUUAAGCAGAAAUAUUUGGAAGAGUUUGAUCCAUCAAAUGAAGACAUAGAAGUUAUCAUAGGAGAUCUUGGUUUUGCAAGAUCACUUGCUACAAAUGAUCUGACUACUUCUUAUUGAGGAACUCCUGUUAAUAUGGCUCCAGAAAUCAUGCAAGGAGAUAAAUAUAAUUCUAAAGUUGAUAUCUGGUCCUUUGGUACCAUAUUCUAUGAACUUGUUGUUGGAUUUCCUCCAUUCUAUGGAAAAGACCACCAAGAUCUAGCAGAAAGAAUCGGAAAAGGUGAUUAUGGAAUACCUUUUGGAAUUGAUCUUUCCCCAGAGUGCAUUGACUUUAUCGAAAAUUGUUUGCAAUUUGAUCCUGAUAGGAGGAUGACUCAUAAUGAAAUGCUUAAUCAUCCAUUCCUCAAAGGAGAAAAAUUGGAAUCCUUCCCUGAAAUCCCGAAAAAAUCUUCCAAAUAAAACUAAAGUUAAAAUUUCUCCGUUUGCUUCAUUUGAUUUAAAUCAUAAAAAUGCCUAUAUGCUCAAUAUACACAAAUUCUGCAUUUCCAAAAGAGAGGAGGAGGAGGAGAAAAAGGAAGAAACUCAUCAACCCGAUGGCAAGAAAAAGAAGUCAAAGAAUAAAGAUAAGGAACAUAAGAAAAAGCCAUCAGCACAAUCUGAUAUCUCUGAUGACUUCGACUUAAUGUCUGAUUUUUCUUCUGAUUUAGACAAGAGCAAACCUAAGAAAGACAAGUCAAAACCAAACAAUAGAUGGAGAGAUAAGAAAAAAGAUCCGAAAAAUGAGAGCUCUAGUAGCUUAUCAAGUCUAUCAAGUUCUCUCUCUUCUGAUAAUCAUGAAGAACCAAAGAAGGAGACAUCAGUCAAAAAAUCUUCAGCAAAAAGAGUAAAAGAGUCUCAAGGUAAGAAUGAGGCCAAACCUCCAUCGCAAAAGACUACUGGUGAGAUUCCUUCUUCAAAGAAGGAAUCUGUAUUAAAAUCUGCUUUGUCAGGGAGCGGUAUUGCCGACUCUGAAGAUCCUGCUUUUCAAAGUAUGCUAAAGUCAGAGCAAAAUGAGGAUGGCAAAAAUGGAGAAGAAAUUGACCUAUCGAAAGAGCCAAAAAGUGUGGUCACUUCUGAAAGUAGAUCUCCUAAAAAGGCAAGAGUUGCGACUUCCAAAAUUGAUAAGACAUUGGAGCAGAAUGAUCCAGACUUAAGUUCUAGUGAUGAUGAACUUGGAGCAACAGCUAAGAUACAAAAGCCUCCUAAGAAGUCCAAGAAGAUAAAGAAAAGCAUUAAAAUAGAAAUGUCCUCAGAGAGUGAUUUUGAGAUAAUCGGAACUGGUAAAAGCGAACUUAAGGUCUUAUCUUCAGAGGAAUAUUCAAAAUUCAUGAAGGUUAAGCCAAAAGUAUAAGAACUAACACAAUUUCAGUAUUAAAGCGUAUUUCUU